UUGUUUUUCCCAUCCGAUUCUCUCCGAUUCCUUGUUCAGAUUCCAUUUUUCAAUGCUGAAGUUUUUGCCGAGAAAAACUCUACCUCAUACACAUGGGAAGAUGUGCUCAAUUCUCAUAUAGCAUUCCCUACAGUGAAAAAUAAACAACGCGGUGAUAUGGAUUGGCAUGAUCAGUGUCAUUAUUACGAACGAAAUUAUGUACAUUUGAAGAAUCUUCCUCUUUCGCAGGCAAUCAAUUAUUCUAGUAAUGAUGCUAGAGUGGUUAGAUGUGAACAGUGGGAGUACGAUCAAUCAGUGAUGGAAAAAACAGUAGUGACGGAAUGGAAUCGAGUAUGUGAUAACAACUGGAGCCGUGCUCACGUACAUAUGAGUUAUUCGCUCGGUUACCUCGUCGGGGGACUACUAGGCGGAUUUGUUAGCGAUCGGUUAGUUUCAGUAAAGUUGAACCAUUCAAAUGGUGUGAAUACAGAACACACAUAUACGACAGGCACCAUGCUUUAG
Molecule: messenger RNA, 501 nt
Organism: Cylicostephanus goldi
Lineage: Eukaryota; Metazoa; Nematoda; Chromadorea; Rhabditida; Strongylidae
Source: the annotation of a GenBank genome assembly